Molecule: messenger RNA, 4866 nt
Organism: Megalobrama amblycephala (Wuchang bream)
Lineage: Eukaryota; Metazoa; Chordata; Actinopteri; Cypriniformes; Xenocyprididae
Gene: prlra
Product: prolactin receptor a
Exons: 9
Coding region: 249-2081 (610 amino acids)
Biological process (GO): cytokine-mediated signaling pathway
Cellular component (GO): external side of plasma membrane; signaling receptor complex
Molecular function (GO): cytokine receptor activity; cytokine binding
Source: RefSeq, a predicted model, not a curated record
CGAAACCACGCCCACCGCCAGACAGACCGGUUAGAUAGGAGAUGCCCAUCACCCGGAGGCAUUUGACUUACCUGAGUGCUGUAGGAACGCACUUCUGCUCAAGACGUAAGCUAAGCUUUACGAGUGUGCUGUUACAUAAGCAAGAAAAGCAGAAAUCAGCCAGUUCAAUGUAGCCAUCCUGAUAGCAUUAAAGAGGGAUUAGAGGAGCUCUGUAAACAGCAGAAUUGGUUUAAAAGCCAUCAGGGACAAUGAGGAACUCUUGGGCCGUGCUGAGUUUGACCUUUAUUGCCAAUUUAAUAUCACAAGCAGCAGGUGUCAGUCCCCCAGGCAAAGCCAGACUCACAAGCUGCCGCUCUCCAGAGAAGGAGACCUUCACCUGCUGGUGGGAGCCUGGAGAUGACGGGGGUCUGCCAACCACUUACGCCCUCUACUACCGUCUAGAACAAUCAGAGACGGUCUACGAGUGCCCAGAUUACAGAACCGCGGGCGAGAACUCGUGUUUCUUCAACAAAAAUUACACAUCGAUAUGGGUCAACUAUAACAUCACCGUGGUUUCCACUAACGCCCUGGGGAAGAAUAUUUCAGACCCCGUGGAGGUGGAUGUGACCUAUAUAGUUCAACCAAAAUCUCCAGAGAACGUCACAGCAGUUGUGGUCCAUGAAGACCAGGGUCCGUUUGUAAAAGUGCUUUGGGAGAAACCACGAACCGCAGACACCCGCUCAGGAUGGAUCACGCUACUUUACCAGCUACGAGUUAAACAAGAAAAAGAUAAAGAAUGGGUGGAGUAUGAUGCUGGCAGGCAGAAGUACUAUAAUGUGUUCAGUCUUCACCCUGGUAAAUACAUGGUGCAGGUGCGAUGUAAACCUGAUCAUGGGUUCUGGAGUGAAUGGACCAAAACCACCUACAUCAAAAUGCCUGACUAUCUACCCAAAGAGCGUUCGCUGUGGAUCAUGAUCACGGUUUUCUCUGUCUUCAUCGUCCUCAUCCUCAUCUGGAUGCUGAAAAUGAAACGAAACAGUGUGAAGCUUUGUUUGCUGCCUCCCGUUCCUGGACCGAAAAUCAAAGGAUUCGACAAACAGCUGCUCAAGAGCGGGAAAUCAGAGGAAAUUUUCAAUUCUCUGGUGAUCCAAGGUUUCCCUCCAACCACCGAUUAUGAUGACUUACUGGUGGAGUACCUUGAGGUGUACGACAAUGAGCAGCAAGAGCUGGUACUGGAUGGUAAAGAUCUAUCAGAGGACUGCAUAAAGUCCAAAAGCCCGUCGGACUGCGACUCCGGCCGGGGCAGCUGCGACAGUCGCACCCUGCUUUUGGAGAAGUGCAUUGAGGGACGGGAAGGAAGCGGAAGUGACCAACAUCAGUACAGCCAGCAUGGAGAAACAAGCUGGGCUUCAACUGAAAGCAGUGAGAGCCAGGGCCCUGAACCCAGUUCUCCAGAGUCCGUCGAUGGACGCGUCAAGACCUGGCCAAUUGUGUGUUCGUCUCCCGAACCUCAACCUUACCACCACUACCAAGCAGGAAGUGCAAAACCGGCCUACCACAGCGUCCCAGAGAUCCACAGCCAUUUGUCGCCACAUGCGACGGCAAGCAACUACCACCAGCUUCACCAUCAGGACAUCCCGCCACAGGAGGUCCUCUUCAGCAAGCCGGCCUGCUCACAUUCCCAAAGCUACAACCAGUUCAAUCUGGACGGCUCCGACACUCCUGCUCACGGUGUGCCUCCGUCACGUUCCUUGGGAUAUGUAGAGGUGCAAAGGGUCAACCCGGAAAAUAUGCUACUGCUUAGGCCGCUUUCAGACCCAAACCGUGAGCUUGAAGGGUCUGAUUGCAUCGGGGAGGACUACAGCAAGGUCAAAGAAGUGACAUCAAACAAUAUUCUGUUUCUGCAAAGGGAAACGUCCCAUCAGUGUGUGGACAAUUACAGCCUGGACUUGGACAGCCAGGCUGAUCAAUGCACAAGCCAGCAACCACCUCACCCCUGCAAACCUGCAGUCCACCAAUCGUACAGUCUGAUGCCAGAGGAAGGCAUGAGGGUGAUGGGAAACGGUUAUGUGGAUUCAACAGUCUUGAUGCCAUCCUACUAACACAUAGUGGUCCAGUGCAUGAAGGCAGAGAUGUGAUCUGCCCCGAAUGCAUCAAAAACAAUAUCCUAAACACUAGACUGUCAACAGCUCAUGCCAAGCCCUAAAAGAAGAGCUUUUCUCCCUCUCAGAUCUUGCUACAUUGGUUUAAUAAAGAGGAUUUAUAUUUAUACAAAUGAUUUUGACUAUUAAUUAGAAGCAAGAUGGUCUCGUUUCAGAGCUGAGGUCUGAAAAGGCAUUGUGUGCUGUGAAUUUUACGUGUGUAGUUUGCAAAGUGUUGUAAAAGGUUCUAUGACAGAUUGUGUACUUUGAUGAGGUGACAUUUAUAAACACCAAAAAUUUCUUUUUACACUUAAAAUGACUGUUUUAAUGUCUUUAAAGUUAACAUAAAAUCCAAAUGGAUCCUGUUUACUUUAAUAUACUUUUCUGCAAAAUGUCCAACUAAAAAAAUUCUCCAGCUCUGGUACGACUUUUCCGUUUGGCUAUAUGUUAGCCAAUAGCGAAAUAGCUAUUUAGGCAUUAGCUGUGUCCCAAAUGAUGCGCUAUACUAUGCACUUAUAUUUAUGCACUAUGUACUCAACCGUAUGGUUUAUGAAUUUUAUAAGGUUAUUUUGUCAUGACAGCCCGUCUCCCUCCGCUAUAUUAUUAAAGCUGCGACAGUUGAGUGCAUGAAGUGUGCAACAUUCCACACUUUGUUUUUUCAGUCAAUUAAGUGCAUCAUCUGAGUAUUUAAAGUGUACUUUUUCUAUUUGGAAUUUUCAGUGUGAACACACUACUCACACUAUUUAUACAACAAAAUGCCAUUGUGCUCAAGUACGCGAACUGGGACACACCUAUUGUGUUUUCAUUCAGGUCUACUAUAUAUAGUUAUAGAAAAUCCACUUUUCACAAUUCCUGUUGAAAAUAUGCUCAAUUUUUAUGCUGUUUUACUCAAAAAUAUAUGGUAUUAUGGAAGUAAAAUGGGUUUCAAUACCAUUUCAUGUAAACUUGAAUGAUUUGUCAUAUUUAGAGAUUCACGAGAUUUGAAAACUAAGCACUUUGCAUAGUUGCCCUCAGCAAUCCGCUAUGCAUUAUAUUAUUGUGUGUAUUUUGCAUCAUGGCACUGUUACGUGUUCAAAACCACUUUGGUUUAUUAUUCCACUGUUCACUCCUAAACUAUAUGAUGGGAUCCGUUGCUAUAAUGUACAUGGACAAUAUUUUUAUGAACUGAUUUUGAGUGUUGUAAAAACAUUCACCUAAUUCAAAGCUUUUGCUUGAUGCAUUUCACUCCACAUUGAAAUGAAUUUUAAAUAUAAUGGCAUUUACUUAAAACUCCAACAUGCAUAGUAUGGUGUUCAUUCUGAAAACAGUGCAAUCUCAGCCAUGCAACUCAAAAUGUCUUUGCAUAUUUAUGAUACACUAAUGCAUAUGUAAAUACAUGAAAAGGGAUUUGAACUGAUUGUAAACUGUUAUCAUUUUAGAGAAUUUGCCUUUGAUAUUUACAGUUCUCAGGUGGAGGUAAACUCACAGAAUGUAUUUAUUAUAAAUGUUAUUGGCACUGAUUUUGAACACAAAGGCACAACUGGUGUAAAAUGAAAAAAUAUAAACUGCCAGUGUUUUUCCACAUGUUACAGUGAAUUAUUCACUGUAAGAAUUUGUGUUUCUCUGAAUGUUAACCCUGUGAGAAUCUAUUUUUCCAAAUCUGUAUAUCCUUCAAUCAUAGGUAGCCAUUAAUUCAGCAUUGCAUAUUUUUUAUGUUUGAUAUAAAAAAGAAAUUGUAAAAAUAUUUUUUAAAAAUUCAUUCAUUCCAAAAUAACCAGAUAGUUAUUAUAUUGUGAAUGCACAAAUCACUAACCAUGAAACCUGUUAUACGGAUACGAUUUAACGAAAAUAGCCCUUGCCAGUGCAAGAGUCAAACUCCAUGUUGCCUUAUUUUAUGUAGAAAUCUCUGAGAGUAGACUGGUGUGUAUUUUGUUGGAAAGAGUUAUUUACUAUAAACAUGUGUUUAUGUCUAAAGUGUACAUGUAAAAUAUACAAUAAAUUCAGUUGUUAUAUAUAAUAUGUAGAAAUGCAUUUAUAUGUAACCUAUAGAUAAUAUAUAUACGAUAAAUAGUUUUCUUGGGUUUGCCUAAGCCAUUCAGUGCAUAAAUCGUCCUAAUCUAAUUUUGUUGAUUUGUGAGUAGCAUAAUUCAUUUAUGUCUUUGUUGUUCAACAGUCAUACAUUCUCAGUUUCAUGCAUUAUAAUAAAUCUGCAUGGACAGAGUAAUGCAUAAAUUCUUUAAUAGCUUACUCUCAGAUUAAAAUAUUAUUUCACAUUGUUGUCCCGAGGCUUCACAUUAAAUUAGAUACUGUUACAAACAUAUUUUGUCGAUUUACCAUUGCCUGAGUUAGAAAUCUAUUAAAAUCCAUUAAAUGAAAAGGCAUGUGGAUAAAUUUCCAGGAGGAUGAUUAUAUUCUCAUUUAGGCAUUCAAGCUUUGUUACUGAAAUCAGUUUUUGAUUUCAAUAUACCAAACCCAAGCCACUUCAAUUUAAUCAACAUUUUGCUGUAUUAAAAUCUUUCAAAUUCAAAAACAUUAGUUUGUUAUACACUAAGAAUAUGGCUUGUUGAAAUGAUGUCGCUUUUUUCUUUACUGUCUUUUUUUUUUUUUUAGUGAAUUCAAACAACUGGAGGUGCUGAAAUUAAACUUGUGAUGUUAAGCUGACUAUAACACAUCUUCUGUAAUACAUCCUUAUUGUGUUCUGCUUUUCCAUAACAAACAUUAUUUGUGAAAUCACAUAGCAAAACCAUUAAAACAUGCUCAGACUGUU